This is a messenger RNA of Cantharellus anzutake, 981 nucleotides long. RefSeq lists its product as uncharacterized. Lineage: Eukaryota; Fungi; Basidiomycota; Agaricomycetes; Cantharellales; Hydnaceae. Bases 1 to 981 code for a protein of 326 amino acids. The transcript has 6 exons. The record is from RefSeq and is a predicted model, not a curated record.
AUGGCUGAACUCGAACUGAGCAUCCACUUUAAUCGCCAUUCUCCGACACAUGGAGGUAGUGCGACAUGUUCCCAAAAAUGUAGAGCCUCUUUGCUAGAUAUUUUCCAGGGGACAAUAAAUGGAGGUAGGGCCGUUAUUGAGCAGUACCUCAGGCAAAAGAAAAUAGGUUCUCGACGUUGGGAGGCGAACAAAGAUGCCCUGCUGCCCAUCAUUCAUCGGAAGACCUCUGAAUCUAGGCAGUUGAUGGACGAAUUCAAUUCAAAGUUGGAUACGAUCCUGAAGUUGCUUGAUGAACCCACCGAAUUGGAACGCCGCAUGGCUUGGUACACCGAUGCUGCUGGUGGCAUUGAACAGUAUGCGGAGCAAGAUCCGAGGUUCAAGGAGCCAAUCGCCUUGUCUGAUGAGUGGGUCUCCACGCUACCAAAGCGGAUGGAGGACAUCGAGUUUCAUACACAGUGCAUCGUCAAAAGAUUGGAAUCGAGACGCCAUGAGCCAAUCAGCAAUCCCUGCCUCGGAAAGAUAUGGGCCAACGUAACGUUCCUUUCAUUGUAUAGAAAUGGAGCGAUCCUGCCUAGGGAACGGCUUUCUUUCGUACUAUCUGCGAGCAGAUCCGAAGAUAUCCGAGUCGAAUUUUCCGCCGACCAAUGGACCCUCAAGUUUCUCGACUUGCCGUACCAAAGGGCCCUUCUGGAUUCGAUCAAUACAAACUGCACUGGUUUUGUCAGUGUGGAGGUAAACAAGUUCAUUGGGAGGAUUUACCCUCCCGGCCUGGCUGGAGUAUUCAACUUCUCCAUCAUGCUUCGAAUUGCUUCGCUUCACUACACCGACACCCGUCGACUCAUCAUGUCCUGGGAACGAGCCAUGCUCUUCUCGUCUAGCCCUCCGAUGGGUGAAUUAAGCUUCGUAGGGGAAAUACUGGAAAUUUUAACUUCGAUCCGCUCAGCCAUUGCUGGUGCUGGCGACUCAAAUGGAGUUGGGUGA